CAAAAGUGCUCUCAUAUUCGUAUCAGUUAGUUAGCAUUCAGUUCAAUUCGAUGAGUCUUGAUUUAGCCCGAAAGAUGCUCCGACAAGAAAAAGAUUACCUUAGCGAGAUCAUGAACUACGCAGCGAAAGCCAGGUUACCUCGACCCAGUGCAACUCAUUCCCGGUCAUUCUCCAUUGAGGACAUCCUCCUGAAAGGAAGCUCCCCAGCCCCGUCAGAUAAACCCGCCCCUGUUGAAUUUGAUGCUGCUACCUUGGCAUCCUACCUUCCCCUCUCCAUGCCUCCUCACUACGCUGCUGCCUCGGCUCUUCCAGCUUAUGCUUAUACCCCAGCCCUACUCCUCUCCUCAGCUCUAAGAUAUGACUACGCUCUCAGACAUCUCCGCAGACGCAAAGCUAGAACCGUAUUCAGUGACAUGCAGUUGGAGGGACUGGAGCGCAAGUUCCGCAAUCAGAAGUAUCUGAGUGUACCAGAAAGGUUGGACAUUGCCACCGGACUCGGACUCAGUGAAACACAAGUCAAGACUUGGUUCCAAAAUAGACGAAUGAAGUGGAAGAAACAAGUUUUGGAAGAGGAGAGAGUAAGAAAGAUGAGAUCCAGGGAGACAUCCUCAGAACAAAGUUCCACAGGAGGACUAGUCGGAGAUCAGGAAAUUGGAUCCUCCGGACGUUGUACUCCCCAACUCUCCUCACCCAUCUCCCCCUCUCCCAGCCUCCCGGACUUCGACAAACUAAACGCCAAACGAGUGUUUGCUGAGCGAGCCUACGUAGCUGAUCACCAGAAAGCAGAACCCCAGUCACCUAUGGAGUUCUCAGCUAGCACCAGAAUGGCACUGACGGAGACCCCCACCAGUGCAGGAAUGCUCUCCAUACCCAACCUCAGGCCAUUCCAGUUAACCAAAAACUAACACUAUUAGUAUUGCUAUAUUAUCAGAGACAGAAAGAUACUGACGAUUUUAAUAUAUUAUUGAAGACAGCCGAUUUUGAAUGGUGUGGAUCAUCAAGAUUUUAUUGAAAGAUAUAUAAUAUCGAUGCUUUAAUUUUGAAUUUUUCAAAUAUGUUUGAGCAAAUAGUUUGCUUUUUAGUUUGUGGGUUUUUGAAUUUGCAGUUUGUGUGUUGUUUUGCUUUGAGUGGCAGAACUAAAACUAAUUUCUUUUUGAAUAUAUUGCAUAUCUUAAUCAAAUUAAAAUGCUAUUCAGAUUAAUUACCAGU
This is a messenger RNA of Bolinopsis microptera, 1209 nucleotides long. Its product is annotated as brain-specific homeobox protein homolog. Gene Ontology annotation, molecular function: DNA-binding transcription factor activity, RNA polymerase II-specific; DNA binding. Gene Ontology annotation, biological process: regulation of DNA-templated transcription. NCBI's taxonomy places the organism in Eukaryota, Metazoa, Ctenophora, Tentaculata, Lobata, Bolinopsidae. Bases 51 to 905 code for a protein of 284 amino acids. The record is from RefSeq and is a predicted model, not a curated record. The transcript is spliced from 5 exons.